AUGCCACGCAAUACACCAUUCGGCUCACUGGACGGCGCCCCAGCCCUUACUGUGUUCGCCAUCACUCAAAUCGAAAACCUGGCAAAAGCCAUUGACGAAUCCGAGAUGAACAAUGUUCCACUGCCAGAGUACAUUGGUGAGGGCAUCGCUCUAUUGUCCUCCCAACUGCAGGAAUUUCGUCCAGACGAUAACAUCCCACUCUUCCUUUCUCCCGAGAUAGAUAAACAAGAGAUAAUAAACAACAACCUCGAAGUCGCUUGGUACCUCUCUACUUGCAUUUAUUACCACAAUCGCAUCAAUAACACCUUCAUUGUCGAUGUUACCUUUGCUGUUAAUGGGGUAUUGAUGUGCCUACUCCGAGCUGAAGAGAUCAAGGCGCAGUUGGAGCCUAAUUUGGAAUCCCGAGAUGAUCCAGUGACGUUCCCGGCUUUUGUGGCAUGCUGCAAUGCGGUUGAUCGCCAACACUGGGCAUCCUGGUGGCAAGCAAUGCAAGAAUAUGACUCUCCAAAACUUAAGGCUCAGUGGAAGGCUAUCAGGAUUAUUUGGUAUGUUAUGGAUGUGACGCAGGAGGUAGGGGAGGUUGACUUGAGCUGGGUGGACAUUAUGCAAGGGCGUGACGCAAGCCUUUUGUCUACUAUGUUUGAAGAACUUGGUUUUUGUUGA
Penicillium griseofulvum is the source of this 663-nucleotide messenger RNA. RefSeq lists its product as uncharacterized. The record is from RefSeq and is a predicted model, not a curated record. The transcript has a single exon. Lineage: Eukaryota; Fungi; Ascomycota; Eurotiomycetes; Eurotiales; Aspergillaceae. The coding region runs from base 1 to 663 and encodes 220 amino acids.